GGGAUUGUGAAAUGAACGAGCUGCCGGCGGGGGCGAAAGCAGGCGGGGUGUCUGUGUGUCGGUGCUGAGAUUCAGUUACAGUGCUGAAUCACGGCGUCAGGUAAAGCUCAACCCUACUGAUCUGCCUCUGAGCGAUUCUCAAAUUCCCAUCGCCCCAUCUGGGAACGCGCAGGAGAGGGACCCACACGCUCGCGCGCCAUGGAGUUCCAUGGGAUCUGCCUUCUCAUCCUGGUGACGGCAGUCAGGGCACAGACUGAGGUCAGCGCAGUGACAGAGAGUCUGUACUACGUCCACACUCCACAUUCCGAGAACAUCCUGGACAUGUUCAGCAUAAACUAUGUCCCGUUCCUGUUCUAUGAUUAUGGAGCCCAAACGUUCGUUAUCAACGGCCAAGUGACGGACGGGAUCCGGGAGCUGGGUCAGGACGAGGUGGAUUAUUACCGUGAGAGAGCACGUGGUUUCCAAGCCCGGCUGAGGGGCACAACCAGGGAGAUGAUCCACUUGACAAACUCCACGGCCAUCGCCAAGAAGAAACCAUCUGUGCACAUCUACAUGGAGCCGAAUAGGAGCCCAGGACAUCCGGACAUCCUGUACUGCUAUGCAGAGAAAUUCUAUCCGUUCGGGAUUGAGCUGAGUUUCCUGGUCAAUGGGAGGCCGUUUGGGGGCCAGGUGAACUCAUCACAGUUAGUGGUGGAACCGGAUUGGACAUUUAACAUCCUGAAAUCUAUCCAGAUGAGGCGGGGCAGUGGGGACACCUACGCAUGCAGUGUGGAUCACAUCAGUCUGCAACAGCCUCUCACUGUUUCACUCGAUCCCCCUCCUCAACAGGAUCACACUGGGACUGUUAUCUGUGCUGUUGGUGUAAUUGUGGGAGCUGUUGGAUUCCUCAUCGGUCUGGUCCUGGUUAUAAAGAUACGCAAUCGACAGGGUGCGCCGUCUCCAAGCCUGUCCUGUAAAGAAUAACUGCAACGGAGACUGGAAGGAGGUGUGAGGAAGAUCAGUCCACGUUGGGAGAGGAGAGAGUGACUGUCCUCACCUGCAGGAUGUUUGAUGUUUUCUGUUUAGCAGAAUACAGGAUCUGCCAUUAAUCAAGGGUCAUCAAUGGUUAUAGAGUCACGGAAACAGGUCCUUUGGCCCAAAUCAUCUAUGCCAUCGAGACAUCCUAAGUUAAACUAGUCCCAUUUGCCAGCAUGUGGCCCAUAUCCCUCUAAACCCUUCCUAUUCCUAACCCCAUCCAGACGCCUUUUAAAUGCUGUAACUGUACCAGCCCCCACCACUUCCUCUGGCAGCUCCUUCUAUACACACACCACACUCUGCGUGAAAAAGUUGCCCCUCAGGUCCGUCCCCCUCUCACCUUAAACCCAUGCCCCUCUAGCUUUGGACUCCCCUACCCUGGAGAAAAGACUUUGACUAUUCACCCUCUCCAUGCCCCUCAUGAUUUUAUAAAUUUCUAAAACGUCACCCCAUCCAAACGCUUCAGGGGAAAUAGCCCCCGCCUAUUCAGCCUCUCCCUGUCACUCAAACCCUCCAACGCCCUUUUCUGAACCCUUCAAGUUUCACCCCAUCCUUCCAAUAGCAGAGAGGCCAGAAUUGAAUGCGGUAUUCCACACGUGGCCUCACCAAUACAGCCGCCAUGUGGCCCUCCCAACUCAAUGUACUGACCAAUGACAUUUGUGGGCUGUUGUUAGAUUACAGUAUGUUUCUACAUAAAGGAAUGGGAGAAAUCGAUUGUACAUUUCAUAGUAAUGAUUAAUAAACUGUAUCUGAAUUUUG
Stegostoma tigrinum is the source of this 1773-nucleotide messenger RNA. Its product is annotated as class II histocompatibility antigen, B-L beta chain-like. Lineage: Eukaryota; Metazoa; Chordata; Chondrichthyes; Orectolobiformes; Stegostomatidae. The transcript is spliced from 6 exons. The record is from RefSeq and is a predicted model, not a curated record. The coding region runs from base 199 to 963 and encodes 254 amino acids.